Triplophysa rosa is the source of this 1034-nucleotide messenger RNA. Its product is annotated as puratrophin-1-like. The transcript has 3 exons. The coding region runs from base 260 to 634 and encodes 124 amino acids. Lineage: Eukaryota; Metazoa; Chordata; Actinopteri; Cypriniformes; Nemacheilidae. The record is from RefSeq and is a predicted model, not a curated record.
ACACCAGUUGAGAGUUAAAGUGACAGUGUGACUCUUUCUGUCCAUCUCUGUCCAGGUCAAGCUGUCGUCCUCUCUCGUUCCCGCUCCUCCGUUCCCUCAGUGUCUCACCGCUCCCAUUCAGAGACUGGAUCAGUACUGUCAGACGCUAGAGGAGCUGGGCGGUCUUAACCCCACCUCUGACUCCGCCCUCUCCAUUCUCAGACACGCCCAGCGGCACGGAGAGGAUCUGCGAGCCAGUGACCUCAUCACAGGGUGUCCGAUGGCAGUGUGGGAUCGCGGGGAUCUGCUGCGUCAGGGUGAGUUGUGUGUGUGCAGCGGAGGCAGACGCAAGAAGACGGGCGUGAGACAUGUCUUCCUCUAUCAAAACUACAUCAUCUUCACCAAACACAAAACGCCCAACCCAGGGUGCAGUGUGUUCAGCUUCAAACACAGCAUAAAGACGGGUGAAAUGGGUCUCACUCAGAGCGUCGGCGAGGAUGGACUGAGGUUCGAGGUGUGGGUGAGACAGGCGUCUCGCACCAGAGACUGUCUCACUCUCCAGACGUCCAGUGUGCAGGAGAGAGAGACUUGGACCCAUGACAUCGCUCAGCUCCUCUGGACUCACGCCAUGCACAACACCGGUCAGAGCGCUUGACCUUUAACCUCUCACCUCACAGCACAGUUUUUAAGUGAACAAACGUGAUAGCAGCGUAGGGCGCUUGUCACGGUGCAUUCUGGGAUGGCUGUCUUUGGUUCAAACGAGGCAUCUCGGUGUCAUGACGUCAUGUACGGUGUGGAGGAGCUCCAUGUCAGGAGCACGUCUACGGUGUCUUAAAAUGCGUCUUGAAACACAGCUGUUGUUUGUGCUUUUCGAAUUCUGUGCGCAACGUUUAUGGCGUCGGUUGACUGGAAACCAUUAAAUAAACAGCAGAAAGUUCUGCUCAAUUAAGAAAGUGCCCGUCCUCCCUAAUGAAUGAGCACUUAAAUACACACGCUUUCAAGUUAUUGACCCACUUAUUUGUGCGUAAUUAACACAACACUAAAAGGCAGUUUGA